Colletotrichum phormii is the source of this 670-nucleotide messenger RNA. RefSeq lists its product as uncharacterized. The record is from RefSeq and is a predicted model, not a curated record. The transcript has a single exon. Bases 184 to 417 code for a protein of 77 amino acids. NCBI's taxonomy places the organism in Eukaryota, Fungi, Ascomycota, Sordariomycetes, Glomerellales, Glomerellaceae.
GCGAAGUACUGAUCUAAGUAUCAUUUUGUCACUCCCUCGGAGCCCUAUCUGACUCAAGAUUGGAUUUGUUCAUAUGCGGAGAUGCAGGGCGGAAUAAAGUCCUCCAGCGCGAGCUUAGUCUCAGUUCUCAAGCAUUGUUUUAUUCCAAGUAUUAGGCAUUAACGCGUGUUCCAUUCUCAGCUUAUGCGUAACCGUGUUGAAAGGGUCCCCAAUCGCAGUUUUGUUGCGUUUGCUCUAUCACUUUUAAUUCGGCUUCUGAUGUCCACUUGGUUCGAGUCAAAUAUAGUAGCGGCUGUGGAUAGCUGCAUAAGGCGACUGACGUUAAGAACCAUUCAGCUAUUGAGCUAUUGCAGUGCAACAGUUUCACGCCUAGGACCAGAUCAACGUGAAGUUCUAAGGCCUGUGUACCAUGACUAGGAAUAAUCGACUGAGUUCGAGAGCAUAUAUUAAGCUUCAGUGGUGUCUUAGCCGUGGAACGCGCCAAAACGAUUCCGUGAUUCGGAUAUUGCCGUAUGAUGGUGGAACUCUCGGCACACGGGGUGGCCCGCCUGUAAUUUGGACAGUGUCCGUGCCGCAAGUUAGAAUUCACGAGGAAAUUCCCGUGGUUCGUCCAAGCUCUGGUAGCGUCAACUUUGUUACUUGAAAUCGAUCGCAGUAAACCAUAGCCGCA